Drosophila albomicans is the source of this 1264-nucleotide messenger RNA. Its product is annotated as anaphase-promoting complex subunit cdh1-like. The annotation marks the transcript as partial. Lineage: Eukaryota; Metazoa; Arthropoda; Insecta; Diptera; Drosophilidae. The transcript has a single exon. The record is from RefSeq and is a predicted model, not a curated record.
UAUCGUAAACCACAGAAAUACCGUAAUGAUGAGCAUCCAACCAUCAACAACAACAAUAACAUAAAUAAUAAUAAUGAUGAUAACAAUACUAUAAAGACAACAACAACUACUCCAACAGCAGCUACAGCAACAUUGUCAACGCGAUCAACAACCGCAACAGCAACAGCAACAGCAACAACAUGUGCAACAAACAAUGCAUACCAAAGUAAUAAUAAUAAUAAUUAUAGCUAUUUAGAGAGCAGCCAUAGAGGUAGCAACCAUGUCUCCAACUCCAACUCCAAUUCCGAUUCAAACUUCAAUUUCGAUUGCAAUGCGAGUGAUCUCGAUCAUGUGACGCCCUCGGUUGAGUUGCAGCAGCAACAACAGCAGCACUACAACAACAACUAUUACUACUAUUACAACUACAACCUGAGCUAUGCCCCGCCCCCGGCAACAGCACCGCUCGAGUGUCGUCUGCUCGGUGGCCCAAAGGGGCGACUCCAACAGCUGAAGCGUCGCACACGCCACGAACUUCAACAGUGGCCGCUGCUCAUGCAGCUGGUUGUGCUCGUCCUUUGGCUGCACGGCAAGUUCUGGCAGAUCGUACGUGAACAGAUCCUGAUGCACAGAAGGCGAUGGUAAUGGUAAUCUUGGGGAAUGAAGUAAGGAUGAUCGAGUGAUGGGACAGUAAGAAAUCAGAAUCAGAAUCCUCUAUGCUUAAGUUUUACAAUUAUGCCACACUUUCUUCAAAACUUAAAUAAAUAAUAACCAUAAAUAAGCUGUGCAUAGUCUAAAUGAACCACAACAAAAAGAAACUACUAAACAACAACAACUACAGCCACAUCAACAACGAGUGCUCAUCGAGUAUUCGCUCGUGUUUGUACUCGUCUCAUCGAACAUACUCUCGUUGUCGCUGUCGUCUCGUUACUGUCUGUCUCUCUCUCUCUCUCUCUUUAAUCGUUAUCGUUAUCGCUAUCGCUCUCGUCGUUUAUCUACUUGUCGCUUGUGUUUUGAAUCGUUCAUCUCUCUACGUUUUUUCUAGCUAUCGUAUCGUAUUGUAGUUGUUAUUGCUCUUUCAGUUCAAGCAUGCCGUACAUUGUUUCUUUUCCUUUAACAUCAUCGUCAUCAUCAUUGCCAUCAUCGCGUCAUCAUCACCAUAAAAUCCCUCCCAUUCUACACUAGUCGACAGCGCUAACAAAACCAACCAAAAAAAAAAAAAAAACUUAAACAGCUCAUAUCAAUACAAAAUCCUACAUGUUGAGCCUCGAUAAAUGUAACCCACCCA